AUGGCUGAAGCAGAAGGAGCAACGUGUUCACCACCGCCAACAGCCAGCAUUUCAAAUCGGCAACCCGCAACAAUCGAGUCUCCAUUGCUAGCUACUCCCCACCAGCUUCACGGCACCGUCGACGUAGAAGCCUUCGCAGAUAUGGCAACCGAACUGCUCCACACCCAGAUGAACCGCUACCAGGGCAUCAAAGUCCUCAUCCUGGUGGCUAAUUGCGUCGAGACUGCUGUAGAGAUUGCGAAAUACUACAUGCAAGCGCAGGAAAAGUUCGAUUACGCCUCGAUGCUCAGCGAUUCUGGCGAUGAGGAUAUCCAGCUGCCCUCAAACGAGCUCUCCACCAACCUUGCCAAACUCCUGAAGAAGGCUCAAGAAGAAGCGGCUGAUGCUUCUUAUAGCCCUUAG
Molecule: messenger RNA, 402 nt
Organism: Zasmidium cellare ATCC 36951
Lineage: Eukaryota; Fungi; Ascomycota; Dothideomycetes; Mycosphaerellales; Mycosphaerellaceae
Exons: 2
Coding region: 1-402 (133 amino acids)
Source: RefSeq, a predicted model, not a curated record